CAACACUCUCGUCUCUCACCCUGCAUUUAUACAUCACAAUUAAGGUUCUGCCUUACAGUCUCUCUUCACCUUAACUACCACUUCAUGGGUUUUCUUCUCUCUCUGCUUCUCUUUCUUACUGUCCCUUCAAGUAAUGCCGGUUAUUGGCCACCUUCACCAGGGUACUACCCAAGUUCUAAGUUCAGGUCUAUGAGCUUUUAUGAAGGGUUUAGAAACCUAUGGGGUCCUGGUCAUCAGAGCUCAGACAACAGUGGAAUAGCAAUUUGGCUUGAUAGGACCUCAGGAAGUGGAUUCAAGUCAGUUAAACCGUUUAGAUCUGGGUAUUUUGGUUGCUCCAUCAAGCUCCAACCCGGUUAUACUGCUGGAGUAAUAACAGCUUUCUAUCUGUCCAACAAUGAAGCUCAUCCAGGGUACCAUGAUGAGGUGGAUAUAGAGUUUCUUGGGACCACGUUUGGGAAGCCUUACACAUUGCAAACAAAUGUUUAUAUCCGAGGAAGUGGGGAUGGGAAAAUUAUUGGGAGAGAGAUGAAGUUUCAUUUAUGGUUUGAUCCCACACACAACUUUCAUCACUAUGCCAUAUUUUGGAGUCCCAAGGAGAUCAUAUUCCUUGUUGAUGAUGUGCCAAUAAGGAGGUAUCCGAGGAAGAGUGUUGCAACAUUUCCACUAAGGCCAAUGUGGGUCUAUGGAUCCAUAUGGGAUGCUUCUUCAUGGGCUACAGAGGAUGGAAAAUACAAAGCCGAUUAUCGAUACCAACCAUUUGUUGGGAGGUUCACCAAUUUCAAAGCAAGUGGUUGCUCAGCCUAUGCUCCGGCAUGGUGUCGAACGGUGUCCGCCUCUCCUUUUCGCUCAGGCAGCCUUACGCGGCAGCAAUCCAUGGUCAUGCAAUGGGUGCAAAGCCACUACAUGGUAUACAACUACUGCAAGGACUACAAGAGAGACCAUUCCCUCACACCAGAAUGUUGGGGUUGAAGGGAAUAAUUUAACUCUAUGCUCAGCCAUAUAAAGUCAUUUAAAUCUCUGGUUCUAUUCUCUUGUAAGCACUGUGUUUUGGGUGUCUUGAGAAUUGAGAUGGGUCCUACUUGGCAAGGAAUUUAAGUUAGGGUGUCUUGAGAAUAGUGUGUGACAUUUGUUAUGGCACUUCUUUCUGUACAGUCAAUAGACAGGGGAGAGAAGGCAGAUGGGUGAUGGGGCGUGGGGUUUAAGUGGGUGCAUUCACUUGUCAUUUCAUAAUAAAUCAAAACAUUUGCUGAUCAAAAAUUAAAGCAAAAGAUUUCAUUUUUUUGGUACAUGUAUGAGUGUGUUUGUCAAUGCGCGUCUAGCAAAAAAUUAUUUCACUGUGUAAAACGAAUUGACAUGGCCUCAUUUUGGAGGCAAACAAGUAUUUGCUAUCUCUUUGUAACUAAAGAAAGCGAAUUUACCAAACAAAAAU
Molecule: messenger RNA, 1429 nt
Organism: Ilex paraguariensis (yerba mate)
Lineage: Eukaryota; Viridiplantae; Streptophyta; Magnoliopsida; Aquifoliales; Aquifoliaceae
Source: the annotation of a GenBank genome assembly